Messenger RNA from Macroventuria anomochaeta, 671 nucleotides. RefSeq lists its product as uncharacterized. Bases 93 to 572 code for a protein of 159 amino acids. The record is from RefSeq and is a predicted model, not a curated record. NCBI's taxonomy places the organism in Eukaryota, Fungi, Ascomycota, Dothideomycetes, Pleosporales, Didymellaceae. The transcript has a single exon.
CAUAUUUUCGUGCGAGAAUCACAAGCAACCCCAUAACAUGGCAACCCAAUCAUUUCUUGCUACCUCCUAACAACUUUCACGGCUUUUGUUUAAUGGUGCAGAUGCAUAUGCAGCAACUGGAAAGCCAUCGAGUUCUUUCAGCACCCAUCACUCGCAUAGGUUGCGGUCUUAACAACAUCAGCGGGAGCGACGUGCACCUCCCCGUUCGCUUUUGCACUCAGCUACCGAGGAGAUCCGUAGACUGGAAAGCGCUCUUCAUAAAUGUUCACCAGCAGGAGCAGAUAAAUGCGAACCAGAAAGCUGCCCAAGGUAUUACGGGUCCACGGAUGCCGCGCAUACCUGAGCACAGGAACCACCGCAAGGCUACCAUGAGCGUCGCAUACGAGCCGUACAUACGAAGCGGACGGACGAUGGGCUAUCAGGAGUCAGAAGAUGCUCAAAUCCGCCUCGAGCUCUACCGCCGACGACAUCCAUCUCCGUAUGCCGCUGACAAACUCCACGAACGCCGCGCCAAACGUCCUCGGUCCCUAGCCAGCUUGAAGCUGCGGAUGAAAGCGGCUCCGUUACCCUGAACGUGCAGAGGAAGGUCUCAAUUGGCUCGAAAGAUAUAUCGGAGCCGUACGGUUGCAACAGUUCUUUAAUGCACACGAUAUGCACAAAGCUGUCGACGC